Baudoinia panamericana UAMH 10762 is the source of this 1902-nucleotide messenger RNA. RefSeq lists its product as uncharacterized. NCBI's taxonomy places the organism in Eukaryota, Fungi, Ascomycota, Dothideomycetes, Mycosphaerellales, Teratosphaeriaceae. The record is from RefSeq and is a predicted model, not a curated record. The transcript is spliced from 3 exons. The coding region runs from base 128 to 1831 and encodes 567 amino acids. Gene Ontology annotation, molecular function: heme binding; iron ion binding; monooxygenase activity.
UUUACCACGAGGUUUAUGUACCUGGUACGGGAGAAGCGACUGCAAAAGCCCCAUGGCUACUGUUCCCUAGGUCUGAGAAGAAUAGUAAGACUCUCGUAACAAUAGUUGAGGGAUUAAAACGUACACGAUGGCUGUCAUAGGCAGCUCGAUGGGCUUGCCUUCCGCCCUCGAAGUGCUUUCCUCAAGAAUGUUUGGCAUUGUCCUUGUUCUAGUGCUUGCGUCCGGUAUCGCGGCGUUGGUAGCAGACUACGCUCGAAUGCUGAGACUGCACAAGAAGAUGCCACCUGGUCCCAUGCCGCUUCCAAUAAUUGGCAAUACUCAUCUGCUUCCCAAGAACAAGCCAUGGAUCUACUUCGAGGAGUUGUCAAAGUCUCUCAACAGCCCAGUGAUUACCUUCUGGAUUGGCAGGAGUCCCACGGUCUGGAUUAACGAUGCCUGGUCUGCCUCAGAGCUUCUCGACAAGAAAGCCCAGAUAUACAGCUCACGUCCACGAAUGGUCGUGUUCGCCGAGCUGACCGGCAUGGGACAGUCAUCGGAUCCGCAUGCCAAAGUGCCUGGCUCCAAUCUGGUCACGAUGUACUACGGAGAUCGAUGGCGGGUGCAUCGCAAGAUUACCCACAUGGGAGUCGGUCUCCAGCAAGUGAGGAAGUACCGCCCCUUUCAGAACGAUGAGAGUAAGGUGGUUGCGUACGAGCUCCUGCGGACGCCUGAUAAAUAUGUGGCGCACUUUGAACGUUAUGCCGCUUCCGUUGUCUCCAUUAUUGGGUUCAAUCGACGAGUUUCGGGCAUCACCGAUCCGAUCAUCACCGAGGUCAUUGCCGUUAUGCAGAAGGCGGCGGAGCUCAACGUGCCCGGCAAGUCUUUCCCGAUGCUGUUCGAGACGUUCCCUUACCUCUCACAUCUUCCACCGAAGUGGUUUCCUUCGCUGUUCGGAGGCUUGGGAAGGCGUCGGCGUGGCCAGGACUUCUUCUACGCUCUGGCCGAAGAAGCGCACCAGAAGGAUCCAGAUGCCGUCUGCUACGCGAACCAGCUGUUCGAUGAGGGUCCCAAAUACUCGCUACGGAAGGAUGAAAUCUCUUCGCUCGCCGGCAAUCUUUUCGGAGCUGGCAGUGACACCUCGAGUUCCACGCUGAUCACGUUCGUCCUGGCUUGUUGCGCAUUCCCGGAGACGUUACCGAAGGCUUGGGAGGAGAUAGACCGCGUGGUAGGUCAUCACCGGAGUCCGUCGUGGGAGGACGAGCCGGAAUUGGUGUACACCAAAGCCUUGGUCAAAGAGGUCUUCAGGUGGCGAAGCGUAGCGAUCAUCGGUGGACAGCCUCAUGCGCCAGUUUCAGACGAUGAGUGGAACGGCUACAUCAUUCCAAAAGGGACGUGGACGCAGGGCAAUGUAUGGGCGAUCCACCACAAUGCCCACGAGUUCCCAGAGCCAGAUCGGUUCAAUCCGGAACGUUUCAUGAGAGACAGUUCCGAAGCCAGGCCGUUCCCGAACGAGAAAGGCUACAUGACUUUCGGCUGGGGUCGAAGGGUGUGCUCCGGGCAGGGUCUGGCCGAACAGGGAACUUUCAUCACCAUUGCAAGGCUGCUUUGGGCGUUCAAUAUCCAGAAGGCGCUCGAUACGCAAGGGAAGGAGAUUCCUGUCGACAUCUUCGCUUAUACAGAUGGCCUGAAUAUGCGGCCGCAGCCGUUCGAGUGCCGCUUCACAGUGCGCUCACCUGAAAUCCAUGAGGCUGUAAUGCGUGAAGGCCGGGAAGCGCUGGAGAACUUGUCGGUGUAUGAGGGUGAGUCAGGAAGGGUCGGAGAGUUUUUCAAGCAAACCAAGCACGAGGCGUAAGUCGUUUGCGACUGUGAGUGGAGGAAAGUUUUCAGCUUGGCGGGCAGCCCGAUGUCUAUUCCUCCCACUUC